CUCCUCCCCUUCCCCCUCCCUCCAGGCCUGGAAUUGGGUUUGGGGCGGGUUCUGCUCCCCAAGCCAUCUCCUCCGCAGGCAGGCAGGCAGGCAAGGGCUGUCCUCGACUCUGAGCUCGCCUUUUCCGAGGCUCCAGGCCGUGCUCUGAGCUGGCCUGCUGCCCCGGGGAUCCGCGGCCAGAGGCGAGUGUCGUGCUCCGAGAAGGAAAGACCUCGGAAGGAGAAGCGUGCGGGCCGGCACACCGCGAGCAGAGCCGUGAGAAGUCUGGACUCGCCAGGCCUGGAGAUGGUGGGGAACUGUUCCUGGGAGGCCCAUCCAGGCAGCCGGAGUAAGCUGUGUCCAGACGUGAGCGGGGCCCCCGAGCUGUACAUCCGCGGCUUCCUGACCAUCGAACAGAUCACCAUGCUGCCGCCGCCCGCCGUCAUGAACUACGUCUUCCUGCUCCUCUGUCUGUGCGGCCUGGUGGGCAACGGGCUGGUCCUCUGGUUUUUUGGCUUCUCCAUCAAGCGGAGCCCCUUCUCCGUGUACUUCCUGCACCUGGCCGGCGCCGACGUCGGCUACCUCCUCAGCAAGGCUGUGUUCUCCGUCCUGAACACGGGCGGCUUCGUGGGCACGUUCGCCGACUACGUCCGCGCCGUGACCAGGGUCGUGGGGCUCUGCACGUUCGUGGCCGGCGUGAGCCUCCUGCCCGCCGUGAGCUCGGAGCGCUGCCUGUGCGUCGUCCUCCCCGUCUGGUACUGGCGCCGCCGGCCCAAGCGCCUGUCGGCCGUGGUGUGCGCCCUGCUCUGGACCCUGUCGCUCCUGGUCACCGGCGUCCACCACUACUGCUGCGUGUUCCUGGCCCCGCGGGGCUCCGGCAGCGCCUGCGGGCGCAUGGACACCUUCCUGGGCAUCCUGCUCUUCCUCGUCUUCUGCCCGCUCAUGGUGCUGCCCUGCCUGCUGCUCAUCCUGCACGUGGAGUGCCGGGCCGGGCGGCGCCAGCGCUCUGCCAAGCUCAACCACGUCGUCCUGGCCAUGGUGUCCGUGUUUCUCGUGUCCUCCAUCUACCUGGGGAUCGACUGGUUCCUCUUCUGGGUCUUCCAGAUCCCGGCCCCCUUCCCCGAGUACGUCACCGACCUCUGCAUCUGCAUCCACAGCAGCGCCAAGCCCGUCGUCUACUUCCUGGCGGGAAGGGACAAGUCCCAGCGACUGUGGGAGCCUCUCCGGGUGGUCUUCCAGCGGGCCCUGCGGGACGGUGCCGAGCUGGGGGAAGCCGGGGGCAGCACGCCCAACACGGUCACCAUGGAGAUGCAGUGCCCGACCAGGAACGCAUCCUGAGAGGCCGGUGCCGGCUGGGCGG
Molecule: messenger RNA, 1339 nt
Organism: Lontra canadensis (Northern American river otter)
Lineage: Eukaryota; Metazoa; Chordata; Mammalia; Carnivora; Mustelidae
Gene: MRGPRF
Product: MAS related GPR family member F
Exons: 3
Coding region: 286-1317 (343 amino acids)
Biological process (GO): G protein-coupled receptor signaling pathway
Cellular component (GO): membrane
Molecular function (GO): G protein-coupled receptor activity
Source: RefSeq, a predicted model, not a curated record